Messenger RNA from Megalobrama amblycephala (Wuchang bream), 2948 nucleotides. It is a transcript of the gene ankrd13c, whose product is annotated as ankyrin repeat domain 13C. The transcript has 13 exons. Bases 169 to 1650 code for a protein of 493 amino acids. Gene Ontology annotation, molecular function: protein binding. The record is from RefSeq and is a predicted model, not a curated record. Gene Ontology annotation, cellular component: cytoplasm. Lineage: Eukaryota; Metazoa; Chordata; Actinopteri; Cypriniformes; Xenocyprididae.
GGAAGAUGGCAGAUGGCUCUUCCUCGUAGGGUGUGUGAGUGUGUGUCGUUUGUUUACCGUUAGAUGCGUCGCUCCGGUGCGUGUUUCAUUCCCGUCCGUCUCCGUUGAGUCACCGGACAGUGUUCAUGUUGUGCGGGCUGCUGUUUUCCACCGCUCAUCUGUGUAAAUAUGACGGGAGAGAAGAUCCGCUCGGUGCGCAAAGAGCGCAAAGCGGGUUUGGAUCUGCUGGAGCCGGACGAGGAACCGGCGGCCACCGGGCCGAUCAAAGCCAACCGAGGCAGCAAGAUCUUCAGCGGCAGCAACCACAAGAUCAUCCGCUCCAGCUCGCAGCAGAACCAGAACCAUGGCGACACUGACAGCGCGUAUCCCGUGCAUGAGUGUGUGUUCAGGGGAGACGUGCGGAGGCUGUCAUCGCUCAUCCGAACACAGAAUAUCGCGCAGAAAGACGUGCACGGAAACACGCCCCUUCAUCUGGCUGUUAUGAUGGGUCAUAAAGAAUGUGCCCAUCUCCUUCUGGCCCAUAAUGCACCAGUGAAGGUGAAAAACGCUCAGGGAUGGAGUCCACUCGCCGAGGCCAUCAGCUACGGAGACCGACAGAUGAUCACGGCUCUGCUGCGGAAGCUGAAGCAACAGUCACGAGAGAGCGUGGAGGACAAGAGACCCCGUCUGCUGAAAGCACUGAAAGAGCUUGGAGAUUUUUAUCUGGAGCUUCACUGGGAUUUCCAGAGCUGGGUGCCUUUACUUUCACGGAUUUUGCCCUCCGACGCCUGCAAAAUCUACAAACAGGGUAUCAACAUCCGUUUGGACACUACACUGAUCGAUUUCACGGAUAUGAAGUGCCAGCGAGGAGACCUGAGCUUCAUCUUCUGCGGUGACGCCGCUCCCUCCGAGUCCUUCGUGGUUCUAGACAACGAGCAGAAGGUUUACCAGCGGAUUCAUCACGAGGAGUCCGAGAUGGAGACGGAGGAGGAGGUGGACAUCCUCAUGAGCAGCGACAUUUACUCCGCCACCCUCUCCACCAAAUCCAUCACCUUCUCACGGGCGCAGACGGGCUGGCUCUUCAGAGAGGACAAAACGGAGCGUGUUGGGAAUUUCCUGGCAGAUUUCUACAUGGUCAACGGUCUGGUUCUGGAGUCCAGGAAGAGACGCGAGCACUUGAGCGAGGAGGACAUCCUGAGGAACAAGGCCAUCAUGGAGAGCUUCAGCAAAGGAGGGAAUCUCAUCGAGCAGAACUUCGAGCCAAUGAGGCGUCAGUCGCUGACCGCUCCAUCUCCGAACACUAUAUCCUGGGAGGAGUACAUCACCGCUGAGACGGGAAAGGCUCCUCACCUGGGCCGAGAGCUCGUGUGCAAAGAGAGCAAGAAGAACUUCAAAGCAACGGUAGCCAUGAGUCAAGACUUUCCUCUGGGCAUCGAGUCGCUGUUAAAUGUUUUGGAGGUCAUCGCACCCUUCAAGCACUUUAAUAAACUCAGAGAAUUCGUUCAGAUGAAACUCCCACCUGGAUUUCCUGUCAAAUUAGACAUCCCCGUUUUCCCCACCAUCACCGCCACCGUGACCUUUCAGGAGUUCCGUUACGACGAGUUCGACGAGUCCAUUUUUACGAUUCCCAGCGACUACAAAGAGGAUCCCAGCCGCUUCCCAGACCUCUGAGCUGCUCUGUAUCCCACUUUACCCCGUUGUUCCCGUCUCCAUCUCCUCCCAUCCAGACCGACAUCUCCCUCCGGUUACUUCUGAGACGUUUGCAGAUGGAGACGUAGAAAACACUUGUAAUAUGGACACAAAGGGAUCGUGCUGAAGGGAAGUGAUCAACACUGCUGACUCCUGGUACGCAGCUGCACUACAUGAUAAAACACGAGUUCUACACAACCAGACGAGGAAUCGCAGAUGUGUGGAGCUCAGGACAGUACGAUACGCUAGAAACACGGCGUCAGAGUCACUUCACAUCACCUCUGUAACUGGCAGGAAAUAUGGCAUUAUAAAUUAUUACAUAAGCAGCGUUUUCAUAUAUAUCUUUGUACAACUGUUACAAACUUGUAUACUUCACUUAAAGGAAACGUGUAUAUUUAGGAAAGAAGCGGGAGGCGUGUGUAUAUGAUUUGAAUUGUACGAAAUCUGUCACAGAAUACAAUGUAUAUGUCAUUUCUACAGAUAAGAGAAGACUUUCUUUGUGCAACUUGUAAAUACCAGUUCUUUUGCUUGUCCUUUGUGUUUCUGUUGCAUUAUGGGAAAUGGGCUGCGUCACUUUCUUCUUCACUGUGUUGAGGUGGUUUUGUUGCUUUCUCACAUCCUAAUAACUAGUGUUUUUGAACUGGGACGAUCGUACAGGGCCGGAUGUAUAUGUAGCAGAAACGUUUCGAUGGACGGGAACUUUCAGCUGCUGCAGCCCGUCGGUUUUGGUUCACUUUUUCACCUUGAUAGAUGGAUGUAAAUAAUUCAAAUUUAAAAAUGUUUUCCAAUGUAGUAUAAUUGACAUGUAUAACUGACGAAUAUGUUUAUUAUUGAGAUAUUAGUGUGAAAUGUUUCCAGAGACGUUAGGUGAUAUGGCAACGACAUCUUACUCGAGUGUUUUAUAUGUUUUUGCUGUGUGCCGAGGGAAAAGGAGCUCCCGUCAAAUUUGCGCCAGCAAUAUCCAGUUGGGAAAAAAAAAUAUUUUUAUGUUUCUUGUGUUUUCGUUUUUUCCUCCUCAGAAUGGAAACGAGCUGCAACACUUCCAUGACCCACUACUGGCUAGUGUGGAAAACUCUUGUGUUUUGCUAUAUUCCUUUUUAUUUUUAAUACCAGCUUCUUUUCCUGUGUUUGUUUUCAUUGUUUUUAGAUUUGCUUUCUGCCUUCAAUACUUCAAUUCUCUCCCAAAUGCAUCAAACUCCUUGAUGUACAGCAGGAACCUUGUAUGAACCUGCUGCACUUUUACAUGACAAAUUGUAAUUAAUAAAAUGUCCACGUAUCAA